CGGGUCCGUUCCUCCCCAGGUCCGGCAGGGGACGCUUCCGGUCCAUGGGGCAGCGGAACUCGGCUAAGACACUUCCGGCCCGGCCGCCCGGGGGAACCGCGAUAGCGACGGACACUUCCGGGUGCGAGGCAUGCGCGUGUUGGGGGGGCGCUGUGUCCUGUGGAAAGCUGAGCCGGCCAGGUCGUUCAGCCCUGCCGUUCUCUUGUAACUACUGUCUGGCCAUGGAAUGGCUAUCGCUGUGAAAUGAAUUUAGGGGUAUCUAUCAAGAGAGUGCUGCAGACAUAAGACGCAAGUACAAAGUAUUUUUGUAUCCUGCACUUUAUAAAGAUGAAGAAGGAAAACAGAGAACAUAGCGAGAACCUUGAAAGCAACAAAGAGGAAUGUAUGCGGAGUGUAGAAGUUUGCCCUCAUUCUCCUUUGCUCUUUGAAGAUCAAUCUUCCCAGGACAUUGAUGUUCACAAAAAGAAAUCAAAAAAAAAGAAAAUUACACAAGAGAAACAAGACUCUUGGCUAGCUAAUUCUUAUAUUGAUGGGAAGCGUGAAAUUAAUAAUGAAACUGUAACAAAUGCUUCCAAAAAGAAAAUGAAAAAAGAGAAACGGAAACCCAGUGACAGUGAGCAGGAGGAAAAUAAUAUACUCUGUAUCCAUGUGAACCAAGAGAUGGACACAACUUUGAAGCAUGUUGAUUGUAUUUAUGUAAAUACAUCUACUAAGAAGAAAAAAAGAAAAAAGAAUUUGUCAGAAGAGCAGGAUGAGGUAAACAAACUGCCUGGGUCGUAUGCAUUUGGAAAUGAUUGCAGAAGCCAAAAAAAGAGAAAACAGACCAGCCUCUGUGAUACACAGGAAGCCAGAGAUGAAACCUUUGCUUCAUCGUUUUUGUCAUAUUCAGAACAAAAUUCUACGUCGUCUCAAGAAAGGAAUGAUGACAUUAUGAUGUCAGGGUCAUCUACUAAAAUGAGCAGCCCAGUAGUGCCCAAAAAACACCACAAAACCCAUAAACAUAGAAGAGCCUCCAAAGAAAAUAAGACUGAUUUGGCAAAGAUUUCCUCAGUAUUUGAUGAAAAUCCUCUGGAUGUGACUGCUGACAUUUCUAAGAUUACUUCAGAGGGUAAUAAUGGCUGUUCUGAAGAAACCAUGGUACCAGUUAGAAAUACUGAUUUCCCUUUCCAAUCACACUCUGAACAAGCAACCUCAGAACAAAAUUCUACGUCCUCUCAAGAGAGGAAUGAUGACGUUAUGAUGUCAGGGUCAUCUACUAAAAUGAGCAGCCCAGUAAUGCCCAAAAAACACCACAAAACCCAUAAACGUAGAAAAUCCUCCAAAGAAGAUAAGACUGAUGUGGCAAAGAUUUCUUCAGUAUUUGAUGAAAAUCCUCUGGAUGUGACUGCUGACAUUUCUCAGAUUACUUCAGAGGGUAAUGAUGGCUGUUCUGAAGAAACCAUGGUACCAGUUAGAAAUACUGAUUUGCCUUUCCAAUCACACUUUGAACAAGCAACCUCAGAACAAAAUUCUACGUCCUCUCAAGAGAGGAAUGAUGACGUUAUGAUGUCAGGGUCAUCUACUAAAAUGAGCAGCCCAGUAGUGCCCAAAAAACACCACAAAACCCAUAAACGUAGAAAAUCCUCCAAAGAAGAUAAGACUGAUGUGGCAAAGAUUUCUUCAGUAUUUGAUGAAAAUCCUCUGGAUGUGACUGCUGACAUUUCUCAGAUUACUUCAGAGGGUAAUGAUGGCUGUUCUGAAGAAACCAUGGUACCAGUUAGAAAUACUGAUUUGCCUUUCCAAUCACACUUUGAACAAGCAACCUCAGAACAAAAUUCUACGUCCUCUCAAGAGAGGAAUGAUGACGUUAUGAUGUCAGGGUCAUCUACUAAAAUGAGCAGCCCAGUAGUGCCCAAAAAACACCACAAAACCCAUAAACGUAGAAAAUCCUCCAAAGAAGAUAAGACUGAUGUGGCAAAGAUUUCUUCAGUAUUUGAUGAAAAUCCUCUGGAUGUGACUGCUGACAUUUCUCAGAUUACUUCAGAGGGUAAUGAUGGCUGUUCUGAAGAAACCAUGGUACCAGUUAGAAAUACUGAUUUGCCUUGCCAGUCACACUCUGAACAAGCAACCUCAGAAGCUAAGAGAAAGUUACCAGAGUCUGUAGCAUCUGAAACUGAGAAAGACCAGGAUGUUGGAUUUACAGAAUCGGAAAACUCUAUGAUGUUGAAUAAUGAAGAGUUGCUUGAAAGUUCCAUGUAUUCAGCAAUGGAUUUGGAGACUGUCAAAAGGAAAUUGGAGGAGUUUGUUCCUCAAGUGUGGACAAUGUCGGAAACAUCAGUCCUAAAGAUGGCUGGGAGAGACCUGAUCAGGUUUAAAAAGUUUAAAGAACAAGGUAUUCCUAUUAAGUUUGGCAGGUUUUCUCAGAAGGAAAAUACUCAAAUACAGAAGAAUGUUGAAGACUUUUUAUCACUUACAGAAAUAGAGAAUGCAGAGAAACUAUUAUUUACCUACCGGUACCCAGAAGAGCAAGUAGCCAUCACCAAAUUGAAAACAAAAUAUGCUUUUGGUAUGAAGAUUGCUGAGGGGAUUCCACGGCCCUGGAAACAGGUAUAUUUUCGGGCAAGAAAGAUGUUUGACCCAAACAACUAUAAAGGGAGGUAUUCUGAGGAUGAAAAAGAAAAAUUAAAGAAGUAUCAUGCUAUACAUGGCAACAACUGGAAGAAAAUUUCUGAGAUGAUGUCCCGCAGUACCCACUCGGUUGCUAUGAAGUAUUCUCAGAUUAAGUCCCAGGUUAAUUCUGGUCCUUGGAGUAAGAAGGAGACACAGAAGCUAAUUCAAGCAGUGAAGGAGACCAUUCAGAAGAGGGCUGAUCUGGAAGACAUAAGAUUAUUGCUACAGGCAGAGAACUCAGAGGGUACUCUCUCAGUUGAACGUGAAAAACUGUACAAGAACAUAUCUUGGACCGAGAUAGAAGCUAAAGUGGAAACCAGAUAUUGGAGACAGUGUAAACAGAAAUGGAUUUCAAUUGUAACAAAGAAAAUGUCCAGUGGGCAGAAGGUAUAUGGUGGGACUAAAGGUUUACAGGCCAAAAUCAAUCUUAUUAAAAGAUUGUAUGAAAUGAAGGUGGAAGACGCUAAUGAAGUGAACUGGGAAGAGCUCUGUGAGAUAAUUGGAGAUGUCCCUGAAGCCUAUGUUCAAGCCAAAUUUUACAAGUUAAAAGCUACCCGCGUCCCUUCUUGGCAAACAAAGACUUUCCCCGAAAUAAUCGAUUAUCUUUAUGAAGAGACACUUCCGUUGCUUGAGAAAAGAUUAGAAAAAAGACAGAAGAAGUCUCAGAGUUGUGACAGGUUGCCGUCCAGCUGCGAGAGAAAGGUUUUCCAGUUCAGCGAUAUCUUUGAGAACAGUGAAGAUGAUGCUGAUGACAAUGACUGAUUAUCCUCCUAGAUGCUGCCUCUUUGCACACCCCCAAAAUGAAAAAUGAUUUUGAUUAAACUGGGUUUAAAUCAGAAACUGAAAUAAUGGGAAGAAUGAAGACACGCAAGCCUGCUUCUAUUGUUUUUGUAUUGAAAAGAGAAGUAAAUAUAGAUUAUUUUUUGCAGUAUCUUUUGUUAUUAGCGACAUUUAACUUUAUCCUCAGAUUGUUUGAGGAAGCUAAAGGUCACUGUGUAUUGGACUUGUGGAAACACUGAAAAACAAUAUUUUUUUCUUAAUACUUCAUUCAUUACAACUUUACUAAAAGUCCUGGGUAAGCCUGUCUGAAUGAAUUUAGAUUUUCAGCAUUCUAAUGUCAAAUUAUGAUCUUUUUUAAAAAAUCUGCUUUUUUUUUUUUUUAAAGUCCAUUCAUUUUAAGUCUGUGUAAGGAGAAUCUUUUUUUAAUUUGUUGUGUUCAGUAUGUAUUUAAAAAAAUGCAACAAACUGUUUAGAUAAGUAGAGGAUACCGCCAGUCUUCAGAGAUAACAACAACUGGGGAGAAAUUAACUUGAAAUGUAAUGACUAAGAUUUUGUGGAUUCUGUCAGACAUUUUCCACCUAAUUGAAACAUUGGAAUAUUAAUGAAACCAGUGUACUGUUAGCAAGACUGCGGAGAAUUGAUUGCUAUAUGGCUAAUUUAAGCUAGUGAGUCAGUAACUGCACAGUUGCCCCCUUUCUCCUUCCGCUCAGCUUUGCUCUGACUGGCUAAGAUGAAUCCAUUUCAGUAUAUGACCAAACUGAUUUUGAUACUGUAAAAAUGGUCAAAUAACUGAAGUUUAUAAACACUCUAUUGAUCUGAAGAAUUUUUUUCAGAAAAGUAUACUUAAGAAUCUUUAUUAUAUAGCCCACAUUGGGCACUGUAGAAGUAUUAGAGUAAUAAAUUUUUGAAGUGUUAUGGAGCAUUUCUGGGCCUCUGGUUAAAUGGUAUCAGUUUAUAAAAUGUCCAAAUUCAUAGAGGAGCCAUAGUGUGGUCUCUUAGGUACAUCAUGUGUUUUUAUUGGUCUGUGCAUUUUAUAUUUUUCUUUUUAAUCAAAAAUACUAACUUUUAUGAGUAAAAACUUUUAGCUUGUUUCCUAAGGGCUUGUCUACAGCUGAAAACUGUUCCAGAAUAAGGAACGGUGCAAGUUUAGUUCAGAAAACUGUAUUAAUAAGACUACUUAUUCUAGUGUCAAACUCUGACUUAUGCUUAGUGUAUGCUCAGUGUGGUGGUAUGUUGCCAGUUCUUCAAUAUUAGAAUGAUCUAUUCAUAGUUGUUAAAACCAAAUGAUGCCAUUGUUGUCAUCUAGUCAGACCUCUAGCAAAUACAGGCCAUAGGACUUCCAUGAAUUCAGUUUAGAAAGCUAUUCAUCUGCUGAGACCUGAAAUUCAGUUAUUUCUCCAGCAACAGUUGAUGACCCAAUAACAACUAAAAGAAAUCAGGGAGCUGCACUCUUUUAGAUGAUUGUGACAUGUUAUGUUGCUGCAGGGGAAUCACAGAAACCUGAAUUGUAGUUUUGGCAUCUAUUUUGUUUUAAAAACAGCUGUAAUAUGUCCUGCAUAAACUGUUAGUAGUUUUGGAGAUCAGGUUACUCUGUUUUAAUCUUUUAUACAACAAAAAAGGGCAUAUGUGCCGAUGUGCCGUUUACUUUGACUACUUUUUUUUAAUGUUUCUAUGAAAACUGAAGUGAUGCACUUAAGAUUUCCUUUUUAUUAUAAUGCAGAGAGAAAAUAGUCAAUAGAUCAUAUAUUCCUUUUUUCUUAGAGAAGUAUUUCUAUGUAAAUAUUACAAUAAUAAGAAUGUUGAUGGACAAGAUGAAAAUUUUACAUAUGUCUUCAUUUUAUGAUUUAAUUGUUGUAAGAUAAUGGCAUCUUUCUAUAAAUAGAUAAAGAAAAUGUAAAUAAUUUGCUGUGA
Messenger RNA from Chelonoidis abingdonii (Abingdon island giant tortoise), 5340 nucleotides. RefSeq names its product transcription termination factor 1 (gene TTF1). Gene Ontology annotation, cellular component: nucleolus. Gene Ontology annotation, biological process: termination of RNA polymerase I transcription. The record is from RefSeq and is a predicted model, not a curated record. Gene Ontology annotation, molecular function: chromatin binding. NCBI's taxonomy places the organism in Eukaryota, Metazoa, Chordata, Testudines, Testudinidae.